Danio aesculapii is the source of this 1315-nucleotide messenger RNA. It is a transcript of the gene lrrc23, whose product is annotated as leucine rich repeat containing 23. The transcript is spliced from 7 exons. Gene Ontology annotation, molecular function: protein binding. The record is from RefSeq and is a predicted model, not a curated record. Lineage: Eukaryota; Metazoa; Chordata; Actinopteri; Cypriniformes; Danionidae. Gene Ontology annotation, cellular component: cytoplasm. The coding region runs from base 158 to 1153 and encodes 331 amino acids.
UUUCAGUGCAUCCUGUCUGUUAAUAUUAACAAAGUUACUAACAAGCAAGCUGAAGUUAGCCAGCGUGCUAAUGAUAUCAAUCAAUCGAUCCAAAUGUCCAAUCAUUUAUUUUAAGCCGUGAAAAGUUGAUCGACAAGGUAGUGAAGAUAGAAGAAUAAUGUCAGACUCUGGUGAAGAUGAGGUAUCUGAGGUAUUGAAAGCAGAGUCUGAUGAAGAGGGAGAGAAUGAGGAUCUUGGAAGGGACGAAAAAAAUAAUUCAGGUGGAGAUCAGCUAGAGUCCUGUCCACUAACCCAGGACAUUUUAGCGAGAAGUUUAUCCUUGCUAUGUCGCACAGGGAAUGGUCUGUCUCAUGCCUAUGUCAGACUUGAUCUUAAAAAUAAGGGUCUGACAGACCUGGCCUUGCUCAGCUCCUUCAUCCAUCUGCGUUAUUUGGACCUGUCCGCCAAUCAUUUGUCAGACUUCUCUCCAUUGGCUGGCCUCACCCAGCUUCUGUGGGUGAAGGGAGACAGCAACCAGCUUCAUGGCUUUGAGGGACAGCCUUUCGGUCAGCUCACUUUCCUGCAGUGGCUCAGCAUUGCCAGCAAUCGCCUGUUUGAUGUGAAGGGUCUCGGAGGCCCAGCACUGGAAACCCUCAAUCUUACUGGUAACGGUAUCCAGACCAUGCAGGGCCUGGAAUAUCCAAAUCUGACCAAUCUGGUGACUCUGGAGCUCAGAGGAAAUUGUUUGGAAACUACAGAUGGCAUUUACCUGCCCAACUUACGCCAUUUGUAUCUGGCUCAGAACAACAUAAAGAAACUGGAGGGUCUGGAGAAGCUUGAGCGUCUCAUCACUCUUCACCUCAGACAUAACCAGUUAGAAACACUGGAUGGACUUACUGCCAAUAUGAAAUGCCUCGAGUAUCUUAAUGUCAGGGGGAACCUUAUAUCUUCUAUGAGGGCUUUGCAGACUCUAGCAAGUGUGGGGCAAACGCUAAAGGCACUUGUGCUUUUGGACAACCCUAUUGCGAAGACUGACGAUUACAGGCUCUAUGUGAUCUCACAACUUCCCCAGCUGGAGCGAGUGGACAAAGAUCCCAUCACACCUGAAGAAAAAAUUGAGGCCCAAAAAAAGGAGUUUGAAGAUGAAAAUGCUGAAGAUCAAGAGGACGACUGAAUAGUCUGUACCAAUAUAAUUUUAUAUUCAAUAAAGUCUACACUGGCUGUCCAAUUAGUGCAAGCGAUUUGUAAGGCUGAAGCUGCUGGUGAAAAUGAGUAAGACUCAUCACUAGAUAUGAUAUAACGUGGUAACUUUCUAAUCUAAUGCCAAGGAAUAAAA